AUGUUCACAGAGUUGGAUCUGAAGCCACAGUUGACGGCACCCGUCACUCAACUGUCGUUGGGAUGCGUUGACCCUUUCGAUGGCUUUCGAUUGCGGACCAAAAAGUUCUUUGAUUUUGAUGAACAGAUUAUCACUAAAAGUAAUUGCAUUCAAAUAACAAUCCAAGACAUGGACACACUGUCGGACAUCAUCGCCAAUAUUAAAGCAUUUGAUCCAAUGAUUGUCAUUCAUAAGAAGGAUUACGAUACCAUUGAUUACAUGUUGGACACAAUGUCUAUGGAUUGUCGUGUGUCUGAACUGCCAUUCGGUGUCCGCUAUUCAUUGGAAGCGCUGACCAAUCAUUCGUAUUAUUUGAUGGAUUCGUUGGCAUUCAAUGGCAAUACUUUUGAAGAUUUUGUAGAUUUAGUGCUAGAGUUGACAUCAAUUAACCAAACAUUUGUUGAAUUCUCGUUGAAUGAACUGCAGAAGAAGAUUGAGAACAAUCUGGAUAUGAAUCCGAUAAGAGAUUUGCGCCAAUCGUUCCACACGUACACCAAAAAGGAGCCGAAGAAGUGGACCAACCCUUCUGUUGUAUGCAUUCGUCGAUGUAUUCUAACGCCAACUCGUGUUCUACUGCUGCCGGCGCUCCCACUCCAAGAGAGCCGAUUUAUUCGUACGGCUGAUCCCGAGUAUGUCAUCCGACUCAUCAUCAAAGACGAGGACUUCCAAACACUGACAUUCACUGCGUGCCGAACAUCCCUUCCCGAAGAGCAUACUAUUGUCCAACAGAUCUACGAGUUCCAGAAGAACGUUAUCACAGAUCGUAUUAUAAAUGGCAUCGAAAUCGCUGGAAGAAGAUAUGAACUGUUAGGAGCGUCGACGAGUCAGCUCCGGGAUCACGGGUUUGUGUUGUACGCGCGCGAUACAGAGCACCGGGAUGUGCAGCAUAUAUGCCGACAGAUAGGCGACUUGCAUAGCAUCCGAAAUGCCGGCAAAUAUAUCGCACGAAUCGGUCAAUCGAUGUCUCAAGCGAUGGGUUUUGUUCCGGACGUCCAUUGCGUUGACUUCAUCGACGACAUCACCGGUGGCUCUCAUACGAAGACUGGAGAGCCGUACACUUUCUCUGAUGGCGUGGGUAUGAUAUCCCAAGACAUGGCUAAAGAGAUUUGCUCUACGCUUCACAUCAAGUCUGUGUCCACAUUUCAAAUACGAUACGCCGGCUGUAAAGGCAUUCUUGUGGUGAACCCAACCCUUGCCGGCAAACGAAUACGGAUGAGACCGUCGAUGAAGAAGUUUGAGUCCGACUCUAAAGAGUUAUACGUAUUGAAAGUGGGAGAACAGCGCAGUUGUUAUCUGAAUCGACCGCUCAUUUCAAUACUCAAUCAAAUGGGAGUCGAAAACGACGUGUUCUUAAGGCUACUGUUCACCCGACACAAGCAAUUGGUGGACGCCUUUGGCUGUGACCGCAACGCCAUUGAUCUGAUCCAAGACUAUUCCGGACUGAGAUUAGAUUAUAAGAAACUCUUGGAUUCGGGAAUCGGUGUCUUAAACGAGCCAUUCUUCGUGGAGAUGAUUGAGUCGAUCAUCAAGAAAGUGAGUCUCGAUUUGCGAAAUAAGGCCCGAAUUCUGGUGCCAUUGGACUCCGGGAGAGUGAUGUUCGGCGUAUUGGAUGAGACAAACACUUUGAAUUACGGCGAAGUGUUUGUUCAGUACAGCCAUCACCUCACGAAUAGGAAAUGUAUUCUGGAACAGGAGAUAUUGGUGACGAAGUACCCGUGUAUGCAUCCGGGAGAUGUACGCAAACUAAAGGCAGUGGAUGUGCCGGCCCUCCACCACAUUGUCGACUGUGUGGUGUUCCCGGCGCGCGGUGAGCGACCCCAUCCCGACGAGAUGGCCGGCAGUGACUUGGAUGGCGACGAAUACAGUGUUAUUUGGUUCAGAGACUUGAUAUUUACUAAGGAAAAUGCGGAUCCCAUGUACUUCCCGUCGGGUGAGACCAAAGACUUGGGUCGUGCCGUCACUACCGAAGACUUGUUGGAGUUUAUGGAGCGCUUCAUUGCCUGCAAUCAAGUGGGUCUCAUCGCCACAUCCCAUCUGGUUUGGGCCGAUCGCAAGCCGGACGGCAUAUUCAACGGUAUUUGUCUGAAUCUGGACUACAAAUACGCGGUGGCACUCGACUACGCCAAGACUGGAAUCAAUGCACGGCUUAGGAGUGACCAGAAAUCCGAUAAGUAUCCCGACUUUAUGAUGAAAUACAGCGAACGGUACACAUAUGAGUCCCACAAAGCGUUGGGAAAGCUCUACCAAAGGAACUGCGAUUUUCACGACAUUAUCACUGAGUUUUGUGGACAACGAAAGGAUUUGUUUGAAUUGAAUCCCAAAUUGAUUGACAAGAAUGCGGACCAAUAUAGGAGUGACGCCGAAGAUAUGUUUGAUUUCUAUAAGCGAGCCGUAGAUGACUUAAAACAACAGUUUGGUAUCGAGAGUGAGGCCGCAUUAGUGAGCUCUACGUUCACCAAAACUCAUAAAUACAUGUCCACUCAUAAUGAUAGCAACGAUACCCACGAUUUGAUAUCCAAUAUAGUAUAUAAAUUGUUUAACGAUUUUAAAGAGAAGUUUGAGAGUGGAGUCGAUUGCGAUGCCCAGCGCUUAGCCAAAGCCAGCGCUUGGUAUCAGGUCUCGCACGACAUCAACAGUAAAAACAGUGAUAAAUACUACGGCUUUCCUUGGAUUGUGAGCCAAUAUCUGGCAAAACUUGCCGUCAGGAACGGCUCACAAAGACAUGAUUGCACUCAACAUUGGGACGAACUGAUGGCACAAUCAAACAGAAUUCCAAUACACUGUAUAAAACAAAUAAUUAGUUAUUGUAUUGAGACGACACAUUUGACACAAAAAUUCAAUCAAUACAUCGACCGUAUUGUCAAACAAUUGCUUGAGAAGUAUGACACGACAGACGAUAGAGUGUCGGAAACUAUAAUAAUUGAAUUGUUUGAUAAAUUGAUUGAUAUUAUGUGUGAUAAUAAUGAUGAAAACGACCUCUGGAUGCACAACGAUGUCGAUAAGGUGUCGAUGGCCGCACUCAUAGCUAAGUUCAAAGUGCAAGCAAUCGGUUUAAGGGAUGCCGUCGCACACCAGAUCAGCGUUCGCACCAAUACUGUUGUGUCGGCCGAUCGCCAAGUAUUUGUGGCCAAGAUAUCGGAACAUUUCACCAAAUAUUUCAUAUCUAAUGAGACAACAUAUGCAACAUUUGUGGACAAUUGCGUGAAGGAGACCGGUUUGACGCCAGCGUUCGUAUGGCCCACCCGUGCCGACAAAGGCGAGGCUUCCGUCUGUGUUUACGGCAGUUAUCAAGCGGUCGAAAGGUUUAGGAAAUGGUUUAUUCGCACCAAUUUUAAAGGGUUGCGAAGAGCAUGCUCAAUACGAGUGCCACUACUCCUCACUCCGGCAUACAAUACAAUACUCCGCUUACCGGCCGAUAAGCCUACUUGUGGUGAAGUGAUGUCGAGAUCUUUCUUUGUCGACUCAUUGCUCGACUUAACCACUAAUAAUACGUCGGUUAAGGCGAGUAAAGAGCAAAAUAAUCUAACGGCACAACACCUGAUGGCCAGCCGUGAUAUUGACACCAAACACGCAUUGGAAAGACUACUGAAUGUAAAGGUUGAUAAUGAGAUGACAGUUGGCUUACAUAAGGCUGGCAGUGAUGGUAAACAUGGCAUCGAUUAUCGGCAACUGUUUGGCAACAGUUCUUUAAAUAGAAACUCAUUAGAAGCCAAUCAUUACGGCAAACGUUCUACUGUUCCCCAGCCUCCCGUCUCUCCCGAUUUGGACACUUCAAAGCGAUGCUCACGACUUCGCACAGCCUUCACAUCCACACAAAUCGUUCACUUGGAGUAUGAGUUCAAUAAAAAUAUGUAUUUAUCGCGUCUCCGGCGUAUAGAAAUCGCACACUAUUUGGGAUUAAGUGAGAAACAGGUUAAGAUAUGGUUUCAAAACAGACGAGUGAAGCAUAAAAAGGAAGUAAUAGUCGACAACUCGGGCGGUGGUGUUGAGGCCGAUACGAAAAGUGGCAUAAAGUGUGUGUCGGACGCCUGCAAAUGCCGGUGCGCUCACAGCCUUAUGGAUGGGAACAGUAGUGACAGCAGAAUCGGCACCGAUUGUGAUGAAGGCAUUGUGUGCAGCAGUACUGGCAUUACAACCAAUACUAUGGCCUUUAAUAUUACGGCCAAUAAUCAUAAUAAUAGCAUUAAUAGCUAG
Oppiella nova is the source of this 4233-nucleotide messenger RNA. Lineage: Eukaryota; Metazoa; Arthropoda; Arachnida; Sarcoptiformes; Oppiidae. The record is from the annotation of a GenBank genome assembly.